This is a messenger RNA of Calidris pugnax (ruff), 788 nucleotides long. RefSeq names its product non-structural maintenance of chromosomes element 4 homolog A-like. The record is from RefSeq and is a predicted model, not a curated record. Lineage: Eukaryota; Metazoa; Chordata; Aves; Charadriiformes; Scolopacidae. Gene Ontology annotation, biological process: DNA repair. The transcript has 5 exons. The coding region runs from base 117 to 788 and encodes 223 amino acids. Gene Ontology annotation, cellular component: nucleus; Smc5-Smc6 complex.
ACCGGUAACGGCGUCUCAGCGGCCUUGGCGCCUUCCGCGGGGGCCAGGCUGCCCGGGCGGCGGCCUCCCGCGCCUCUUCCGCGGCGGCUGGCGAAGGCCCGGGGCGCCGACCAGCGAUGUCGGAGGCGAGUGGAAGCGAUGAUUUCUCUUCUUCCUCCUCCUCCUCGCAGAGCUCGAGUGCGGAGCGCGGCCGCCCCUCCACCUCCCGUAACGGCGCCGUGCCCCAGCACAAGCAGCACCGGCUGUCGGGCCGCCCGCUGGCCCCCGAGGAGGAGGGAGAGGAGCCGGAGGCGGCGGGGGAUAAACCCAGGCGGUUGGAGAGCGCCGAGGUCGCCGGCGAUGAGCGGAGCAGGAGGAUGCUCCGGAACCAGUACCGGGAGCUCAUCUGCAGCGUCCAGCAAAAUCGUGAGGAUAUGCUGAGUUCAAAAAGCAACAGACUGACAGAAGCUUUGGAAGAGGCCAAUAAACUGUUCAGUGGAGUUUCCUGUGCGCGAGAGGCUGCGUUGGAUGCCCAAUUUCUUGUCUUAGCAUCAAAUCUGGGAAAGGAGAAGGCCAAUGAGUUGCACUCUGAGAUGACAGCAUUUGAUUCACUAGCAUUUGCGGACGACUUGCCAGAGCAUCCAAGCGUGUCACAGUCACAGUUCUCUGUUCUAAAGAUGGAAAAAUGCAUGGAUGUGGAUGUAGAUGCAGAUGCAGAUGUAGAUGGAGAUGUAGAUGUAGAUGAAGAUGGCAGGGAUUUUAAGUUUCUGUCUGAAGAUAAACCCGUCUUUUUAAAGACAGUUACUUGA